This is a messenger RNA of Eublepharis macularius, 5091 nucleotides long. It is a transcript of the gene CAPN11, whose product is annotated as calpain 11. Gene Ontology annotation, cellular component: cytoplasm. Gene Ontology annotation, biological process: proteolysis. Gene Ontology annotation, molecular function: calcium-dependent cysteine-type endopeptidase activity; calcium ion binding. The transcript has 22 exons. NCBI's taxonomy places the organism in Eukaryota, Metazoa, Chordata, Lepidosauria, Squamata, Eublepharidae. The record is from RefSeq and is a predicted model, not a curated record. Bases 228 to 2345 code for a protein of 705 amino acids.
CAAUCUGAGCCGCAUGCACAUCCUGCCGGGCCAAACCCCACCUUCCCUGCGCGGAGCCGGGGAGGGUAGCUGCUCAGCUCGAACUCUGCGGUGAUGAGCGGCGGCAGGGUGUAGGAGCCUCAUCACCGCUGCUGCUCUUCAGCCAACAAGGAAACGGAGCUCUGGCCUCGCAAGGCAAGCAAGAGAACUGCUGAGGGUUCUGUUGCCAGUGUCUAGCUGGCCGUACCAUGAUUACUUUUGGAGGAAUUGCUGCCAAACUGGAAAGGAAUCGUUUGCGGGCAGAAGGAGUGGGCGAUCACCACAAUGCUGUUAAAUACCUCAGUCAGGAUUAUGAUUCUCUGAAGCAGGAAUGUUUGGAAAGUGGCACUUUAUUUGAAGACCCCCAGUUUCCUGCCAUUCCUUCCGUUCUUGGCUUCAAGGAACUUGGACCCAGUUCUGGCAAAACCCGUGGCGUGCGCUGGAUGCGCCCAUCGGAAAUUGUAGAUGACCCUCAAUUUAUUGUUGGAGGUGCCACAAGGACAGAUAUCUGCCAAGGAGCAUUAGGUGACUGCUGGUUGUUGGCUGCUAUUGGCUCCUUGACACUCAAUGAGGAACUCCUACACCGUGUUGUACCUCAUGGACAGAGCUUUCAGGAGGACUAUGCUGGCAUCUUCCACUUCCAGAUCUGGCAAUUUGGUGAAUGGGUGGAUGUCGUAGUAGAUGAUCGGCUACCAACCAAGGAUGGAGAGCUGGUUUUUGUGCACUCUGCAGAAUGCCAAGAGUUCUGGAGUGCUCUGCUGGAAAAGGCCUAUGCCAAGUUGAAUGGCUCUUAUGAGGCCCUAUCAGGGGGCAGCACCACUGAGGGCUUUGAAGACUUCACAGGUGGUGUGGCAGAAAUGUACGACCUCAAGCGCCCCCCUAACAACCUCUCCAAGGUCAUUUGCAAGGCUCUUGACAGGGGAUCCUUGCUUGGCUGCUCCAUUGAUAUCACUAGUGCAUUUGACAUGGAAGCAGUUACUUUCAAGAAGCUAGUCAAGGGUCAUGCUUAUUCUGUCACAGGAUUUAGGGAUGUGGAGCAUCGUGGUCGCCAGGAACAGCUAAUUCGCAUAAGGAAUCCCUGGGGGCAGGUGGAGUGGACUGGAGCUUGGAGUGACAGCUCUUCUGAGUGGAAUGAAGUGGACCCUGAUCAGAGAGAGGACCUGCAGCUAAAAAUGGAGGAUGGUGAAUUUUGGAUGUCCUUCCGAGACUUUAUGCGUGAGUUCUCUAGGCUGGAGAUCUGUAACCUCUCCCCGGAUGCUCUGACUAAGGAUGACUUGAGCAAGUGGCACACCACUCUGUUUGAGGGCAGCUGGCGCCGUGGCAGUACUGCUGGGGGUUGCAGGAACCAUGCAGCCACAUUCUGGGUUAAUCCACAGUUCAAGAUCAAGCUCUUGGAAGAAGAUGAUGACCCAGAUGAUGAUGAAGUAGCUUGCAGCUUCUUAGUGGCGCUGAUGCAGAAACACCGGCGAAAAGAGCGCCGAGUUGGAGGAGAUAUGCACACUAUUGGCUUUGCAGUCUAUGAGGUUCCUGAGGAGUUCCAGGGUUGCCAGAGUGUUCACUUGAAGAAGGAUUUCUUCCUAAGGAACCAGUCUCGGGCACGCUCAGAGACCUUUAUCAACCUACGGGAGGUGAGCAACCACAUCCGCCUGCCCCCUGGCGAGUACAUCAUAGUGCCUUCUACAUUUGAACCUAACAAAGAAGCAGACUUCGUCCUGCGGGUCUUCACUGAGAAGCAGUCAGACACAGAGGAGUUGGAUGAGGAGAUUUCAGCAGAUUUGCCAGAUGAGGAGGAAAUCUCUGAAGAUGAUGUAGAUGAAAACUUCCGGAACAUGUUCCAGCAGCUUGCAGGAGAGGACAUGGAAAUCAGUGUGUUUGAGCUCCGGACCAUCCUGAACAGAGUUGUUGUCAGGCACAAGGACCUGAAGACAGACGGGUUCAGCAUGGAUUCCUGCCGCAACAUGGUCAACCUGAUGGAUAAAGAUGGCAGUGCUCGCCUGGGCAUUGUGGAGUUUCAGAUUUUGUGGAACAAGAUCAGAGCUUGGCUGAACAUCUUUCGGCAGCAUGACAUAGACAAGUCAGGCACCAUGAGUGCUUAUGAGAUGCGUCUGGCUCUGGAAUCAGCUGGCUUCAAACUGGAUAACAAGCUGCACCAGGUGGUGGUGGCACGUUAUGCUGAUGAGUCACUGGGUGUGGACUUCGAUAAUUUUGUCUGCUGUUUAGUCAAGUUGGAGACGAUGUUCAGAUUCUUCCAAAGUAUGGAUCCUGAAGGUACUGGGAUUGCUGAGAUGAAUCUUGGUGAGUGGCUGAUGUUCACAAUGUGCGGCUAAAGCAAAGACGGAACUGUCUGAGAAGAUCCCAUUGGACUAGGCUGCCCCAAGUGCCUCUCUCAUGUCAGGCUGACACACAGAAUGACUCAUCGCCCUGCCCCUCUCUUCUCACCCACCUAUGCAGAGCCCAGAAUGUGCUUCCUUUCCUUGUGAUGGCAAACAUAUCGGUACCCCAGGAUUAAGUUCGCCCCACAUCACCUGUUCAGAAACCUAUCCAGUUUCUUUAGUUAGUAGGGCUGAGGGGCAGCUGUUUCCUGCUGGAGCAUGGCAUGUGCCAGUGCUCAAGAGAGCUGGGACAGAGGUGUGAGAGGGGGCACAGAUGCAUGCUGGGGUCACUGCAUGUAGGCUUUAGUGUAGUUGCACUUGUCAGGAGGGCACCUACCUUCAAAGCAGAGGGUGUGGGGCUGUGUUGCUUUCUCUCCCUCCUCUCUGGCCACUGCUACUGAUCUGGAUCCUGCAAGAAAAACCUCACUUGCUCUCUCUGAGCAUUACCACAAGCUCUGCUUUGCUUUUUUUCUAGUAAGUUAACUCAGUGGCAGAUUAAGGGUUUAACUUUUAAUUUAACUCUUGGUGUGCAUUAUCAAGUGAUAGAGCAGCCAAAAAGAUGGAGGUCACAUAUUUACCAGGUACCCAAGGCAUAAAAAGGGCUCAAUAGCCAGUACUGUCCCCAUUUUAUCUUUGCAUGAAACACCUACGGUCGUCUCUGCCUCUUCCAAGUCACCUGCUUGGAAGUCAAGGCCCCCCAAGAUCAGUUAGGUCAUGCUAGUGAGCACUAUGUCAAGAAUUGGUUGCUUUGGUUCAAAGUGUCUCUGCUUUCUUCUUAGGUCAAGCCCAAUUAUGUAAGUUGCUCUGGCAAGGCAACCAAAAAAAAAAUCGUCAAGAGGUAGGGAGAAAGUUUCAGCACUGGUGGCCAUGUUAAGAGGGGGAAAGAGAAGGCGGUGGGUAACUUCCUAUUUCUUCCCAGAUACUUGGGAGUCCUGCCGUUAGUGCCAUAUACUCAUAACAGUAAUUUAGCUUUUUGAAAUUGUGCAAGGAAGCAAAGUUAGCAGGAAAAUGCUACUAGGGCCAGCAGGAAAAUGCUACUAGGGGCGUGCCUGCUUGUUCCUAAGCUGCUCAGUUUCUUUUUCAUGUUUACCCCCACAAUCGGUUGGUGAGAAUAGAAGGAAACAGCUGUGAAAGCCUUCAAAUGGGAGCUUGCAGUCUGCCCAAAUGUGUCUCAGUAACUGUAUGAACUACUCAUAAGGAGCAAUCCUAAGCAGGUGUACUCAGAAGUCAGUCCCAUUUUGUUUGGUGGGACUUACUCCCAGGAAAGUGUUCUUAGGGCUGUAACCAUAGCGUCAUUGCCUAUCCAGACGAGGUUAUCUCAGUCCAGUUGUUGCCGCUCCUACCCAUCUGUGACCACUUCCUAUUUCUUUUCCUGAAUGUGGUUUUCAUGGUUGAAGCUGAUCAUUGCCUACAGGGAAGAUCUCUGAGAUGCCUUGUUAGCUCUAAUAGGCCUUUCUGUGGCAGAUCAGGAUAUAUCAGUCUUUUCCAGGGGUUUUUGAAUGGAAUAACACACAUAAAUGAUGGAAUGAGUUCCACUCAGGUGUCCUCUUAAUGCUAAGCUGUUACAGAGCAUCUUAUCCUGCACUCCUCCUACUGCAUGAGUUUAACAGGAUCUUUGCUAGAGUUCACAGUUUAGCAGCUAUUGCAGAUACCUAUCAAACCUCCCACCUUGCCAGGUGCACAACAAAAAUAUUUUUUUCCAGAAGAAUGUUCUUAAGGUUGUUGCUUCCUUCUAGGUUAAUGUUGCUCUUCUGUAGAUAAGAAUCUCCAUCCAUAAAUGUCGUUGGCAGGUGAGUGGGGAGCCACCAUUCAGCAAGGCAUAAAGUAUAACUGUCCCUUUGCUCUUAGUGGGAAUGCCUGACAGUAGUGAUCAGGAUGGACAUGCAUUCGGUUGGCUGUGUAUCCCAUCCAUAGUUUAUUAUGAUCCACAGUCAGUUAAACAUUACCAAAAAUCAGCAGUACACAGUGCAUACAAAUUAUACAUAAAAUAAAGUGUUUUAUAGAGGAGUCAUACAAUUAGUGGUAAUGAUAUUAUUAAAAUACUAAACCAGCUAUUGGGAAAAAUAUGGAUGUAAGAUUUAAGUGGGAGUAGUAGAUCUAACAGCAGGAUGCAGAGGUGGCUGCAUCCUCUAUGGCUGCAAGAUCUGAUUGUCUGCUGUGCUGCAGCCUUGUUUUCUGAACACUGUCCCAGCUCUCUCAGAAUAAAAAAACUUACGCAAGUUUUUAAUUGUGUGUGUGUGUGGUGGGGUGGGUGGGUUCAGAAUUGCCAAAAUAAUACCUAGUCCCCAUUUUAAAAGCCAAAUUGUAGCACUGGAGGAUGUGUUACAUUACGCAGAUUGGGGUGGAAAGGGGCUUUUCUGGGCAGCAGAUACUAGAAGUCACCAUAACAGAUCAGCAUGCAGAAAACUGUUUGCUCUUUUUUUGCCUGUCAUUCUCUUCUAGAAGGACAUUCCAUCACAUAGUCAAUUUUUUUCCCUGAACCCCAAUGCUUUUGUCAGGUGUGUCUUCCUGCCCAGUUUCAGCCACCAAACCCCUCAUUCACAUUGGCAACGGCCUUGGUGGUGCUUUGCAGCAGGGACUUGCACCUUCCCACUGCCUUAGGACUUCUGUCUGUAUUGAUAACCACUCCAGCUCAAAUAGCAGAGCUGCCUCUUUAGCCAACAUGCAACAUAUGUGAAAUAAUAAAUAGAGCUGUAUCUAC